Messenger RNA from Temnothorax curvispinosus, 2655 nucleotides. RefSeq lists its product as uncharacterized. The record is from RefSeq and is a predicted model, not a curated record. The annotation marks the transcript as partial. Lineage: Eukaryota; Metazoa; Arthropoda; Insecta; Hymenoptera; Formicidae. Gene Ontology annotation, molecular function: ATP binding; histone binding; nucleosome binding. Gene Ontology annotation, cellular component: nucleus; FACT complex. Gene Ontology annotation, biological process: microtubule-based movement. The transcript has 4 exons.
AUGAUAUCCAACACGGAAAUAACAGUUCAUAAACAAUCGCAAAAUAAAUCGAAAACGUACACGUUUGACGGAGUUUUCGGUCCGUCGGCGACACAGAUAAACGUGUACGACACGGUGCUUAGCCCGCUGAUGACGGACGUCAUCAGCGGGUAUAAUUGCACGGUAUUUGCGUACGGACAGACCGGCUCCGGCAAAACAUAUACCAUGGUGGGUAAUCGCGCGAACGAUCCAACGAUGCAUUGGCAGAGCGACACGUCCGCCGGCAUGAUACCCCGUUGCCUAAGCCACCUUUUUGAUAAGCUGCAGCUCCUGGAGAACCAGAAGUACACCGUCCAGGUAAAUUUCCUGGAGCUGCAUAACGAGAAGCUGAUUGACCUGCUAACGGACGGCAACGACAUGCCGCCUAAACUAAAGUUGUUCGUGGACCAGAAAAAGAAAAACUCGGUCGUUGUUCACGGCCUGAAGGACGUGACUGUCCGCAAUAAAGCCGAGAUCUACAAGAUUCUCGAGAAGGGCUUGGACAGACGGCAGACCGCGGCGACGAUGCUGAACCGGAACUCGAGCCGCUCGCACACCUUGUUCUCGGUUACAAUCCAAACGAAGGAGAACACCAGCGGCGGCGAGGAGCUGGUGAAGACGGCAAAAUUACACCUGGUGGACCUGGCCGGCAGCGAGAACGUCGGCAGGUCCGGGGCGGUCGAUAAAAGGGCGCGGGAGGCCAAAAGCAUUAAUCAGUCCCUGCUGACUUUGAACAAGGUAAUAACCGCCAUCGCGAACAAGGCGUCCUACGUGCCAUACCGUGAAUCAAAGCUCACCAGGCUGCUGCGAGAGUCGCUAGGUGCAGGCCAAACGAAAACCUCAAUGAUCGUGACCGUCGCGCCCACGAGCGAUAAUUUCGAGGAGACAGUGUCAGUGUUGAAUUACGCCAUCCGGGCGAAGAACAUUCUUAUUCGUCCCAAGAUCAAUAAUCAGAUCUACAAGAGAACGCCGCUGAAGGCCGACACCAAGGAGACCGUUCAGGAGAAUUCUGGCGAUGCGGUGGAGGAAACCACUGCUGCCGGAACCAGCGGGGUUGGCGGCGGGGUUGGCGGCGGGGUUGGCGGCGGCGGCGGUGGCGGUGGUACCACGACGAAUCCAAGCGACGCCGAGUUGCGCGGCGUUCCGGAGAAUCCCGGCGAUGCGGUGGAGGAAACCACUGCCGCCGGAACCAGCGGGAUUGGCGGCGGCGGCGGUGGCGGUGGUACCAGUAGCGAGGCCGGCGACGUGGACGACGAUUUCUUAGAAUAUCCGGAUAUCUUCGCCGUGGUUAAGGGCGCUAUGACGCCGGGCAGGCUAAAGUUAACCGAUCAGCACUUGAUCUUCAAGAAUCAAAAGACGGGAAAGGUCAAACAGAUCUCCGCCUCUGAUAUGGAGAUGGUGAACUACCAGCAGUUCAUUGGGACCUGGGGCUUGCGUAUCUUUAUGAAAAAUGGCACUCGGCAUCGCUUCCGAGGCUUCAAGAAAGCCGAUCAGGACAAAAUUACUAAGUUCUUCUCCAUCAAUUAUAAGAAGGACAUGUUGGAGGAGAAGCAGAGUGUGAAGGGCUUUAACUGCGGCACCACAUAGUUCGACGGAUCUGUCUUGAGCUUCAACGUCGGUCAUCAAACCGCUUUUGAAAUACCAUUGUGCUACGUGUCACAAUGUGACACGGGAUAUCCUAUCACAUUGGAGUUCCAUCAGAAUAACGACGCUCCGGACAGUCUGAUGGAGAUGGUGACGACGAGGUUUUACAUUCCCGUUAGUACCAGCGCCGAUCAAGAUUCCGUCGAGGCGUUCCAUCAACAGGUGAUGCAUAAGGCAUCCGUGUCCGUGAACAGUGUGAGCAGCGACGCGAUUGCUAUUUUUGAAAAAAUACUGUGUAUAAUGCCGCGUGGUCGUUACAACAUCAAGAUCUUCCAGUCCUUCUUUCAACUGUACGGCACAAAGAUGGACUAUAAAGUACCAAUAGUUAAUGUACUACGAUUCUUUUUACUUCCGACCAAUGAUAUUCAACAAAUGUACUUUAUAGUGAGCUUACAUUGUCCUAUAAAACGAGGCCAAACACGGUAUCACUAUUUGGUACUCCUUUUAGAUCAAAAUAAAGAUAUUGAAAUUGAAUUGCCAUUUACUGCGGAGGAAUUAAAACGAAAGAAGCUGACUAAAAAAUUAUCUGGACCAACGUACGAGGUGUUUGGCAAGAUAAUGAAAUUUAUAAGCAACGACAAAAAAUUAAUUGGCCCAAGUGGCUAUAUGAGUCAUAUAGGGACACCCGCCAUUAGUUGCUCCUUUAAAGCUGAGACAGGAUAUUUAUAUCCGCUCGAGCGAGGUUUUAUCUACCUGCACAAACCUCCAAUACAUAUCUGUUUUGAAGAGAUAGACUCAGUAAACUUUGCGCGUGUUGACGCGUUGUCGACAAAAUCUUUUGAUUUUGAAAUCGAGCUUACGAGCGGAGUGGUGCACACAUUUAGCAGCUUUGAGAAGGAAGAAUAUGGUAAAUUGUUAAAUUUUACCACAACAAACAACGUGCGUGUCAAAAAUCGCGGCAAGAGCGACAAACUCAAUUACGACAAGGACUUCGGUGACAGCAAUCAGGAGGACGAAAUUAAAAAACAAAAAGAAAGAAGAAGACGAAGUCGU